CAGUAUCGAAAGAAUCGAUUCUCCUCUGUAGUAUCGUUAUUUUUUGAUCCGACCUCGGCAUCGCUGGUAGCGAAUAUCGGCCCAUCCUUAGGGAGAAGACUUUGAGAAUUUGAAACAACCUUUCAACAUGGAUGAGAAGACUUUCAAAGUUAUCCUGAGUCAAAGACGAUAAUCAAUGGCGACUAAAUUCGAACCCGAUCAUUUCGGCCUUUUAUGCCACCUGGUAACUUUCUCAGAUUGGCAUCGUCCAAAUUUUGGACGGUUUGAAUUUGAACCAACUGAAGAUGCUCUUCGAAAAAUACUUCCUUGGGAAACCAGUUUUAUUAUUGAGCGCAGUGGAAGUUUAGAGGAAAGACUGUAUUUACUAAGCAUGGAAGUGGCCGAGGAAAACGAAGCCGGAAGUAGCCUUCGAUAUCGAUAUGGAACAGAUCUUGACGUGAUGUUUCUGCCACAACUAGCUAUAAUCAAGGAAAUUACCGUGUCUGAUGAGGAAGAAAACAGUGCAGAUGAAUCAAUUAGCGAUGUUGUUGCUUUUAUUGAGAAUGCAAAAGAACCAAGGUACGUAAAACUCCGUGUCAAUACCGCUUGCCGUUGGAGUUUACCCGAUGAUGUUUUAGAAAGUAAAGGUGACUGUGUUUACGUAUCAAGCUCUAAAUUUUGCGACGUAUUUCGGAAGAACUUGAACCAAGUUCAAGAAGUUGCAAAAGCAGCUGGACCUUCCCUGUUAGUCACAGAGCAUCUGGUUCAGGAAGCCGGCAUCAGCAUGGAAAGUGUGGAUCUUGUCUUUGCUUUCCGUUGUCCUAAUUGGCCUUCUGUUGCUGAUGAAUGGGCGAAGAGAAAACGGAACUGGCCACAACCGGAAAUCGUGCAGAUGAUUUUUCAUCAAGGUUGUGCUGCGGUUGCAAAAGGGUUUGGAGACGCUUCCCAUCUGGAAUGGAGGUUGUCAUUUUCUUUCGCUGAAACAGUUCUGGCACAGAAUCUGAAUCCAGUGCAGAGGAAAUGCUAUCUGGUUGUAAAAGGUCUCGUGAAAGAUCUCCAUUAUGAGCGUAUACCUUCCUACUGGGUUAAAUGUGCCUUCUUCUGGUUCUUGGAGGAGGCAGAUCCUGACAUCUGGAACAAUUUAAACCUAGGACACUGUGUGCUUGGAGUAAUUGAAAGGCUUACAAAAUGUCUACAGAGUUACACGUUGCCCAAUUACUUUGUCAUACAGAGAAAUCAUCUUAAAGAAAUUUCUAAAGAAUCUUGUGCAAUCAUUUCCAAGGAGUUGAUGCAAAUCAUGCAGAAGCCUCUCUUAGCUUUAGCAAACUCCCCUAAACUUACAAAAUGCAUUGAGUCACUUUUAAGUCAGGCACCAGAGAAGUUUGGAUAUAGCACUCUUCUUGCACUUCUAAAGGAAUUCCACAGCUCCCCAGAUAAGAAUGUUUUGAGUGAUUUUCUUAAAUACCACCUCUACAAUCUUGGCUUAGUUUUGAUGAAAAAUCCCAGAACAGCUCAGAAAGGGAUUGAGUACAUUGAGUGUGUAGUUCAAAUUUUGAAAGGGACUGGUAAGCAAACAAAUGCCCAUGAAUUACUGUGCAAUUCAAUAGUUCAAUGCCUAAGACGCAAUGGUGAUGGUGAUGCUGAAGCAGCUGCUUGCCGCUUGAUUUCCAUGAGAAGCCUUGGAUUUUCAGAUCAAGAGGUAAUUGCAACACUGACAAAGGCCACCAAUGGUAUUGAUCUUCCAGCCAGUCUAUUCCACGAUGCUGGAUGUUUCUACCAUGUACAAGCAUAUGAAGAUGAUGUUACUGAACCUAAUGGGGAGCUUCUAACCCAUGCCGAGAUGAUGCUGAAAAAAUCAGUGGAGUUACAGCCAACCAGUGCUUCUCAUCAUGUUGAGCUUAGCAUGUUUUUAUACAGAAAUGAUCGUUUUGAUGAAGCUAUAGAGGCUGCAAAGCAAGGUAUAACUUGUAGUGAGGCCUCUAAAGUAUUGAAAUACCUUGGUUAUGGUCGGAGCGAGGAGAUCACAUUGGAUGGUAACCUUGGUUACCAUAUUCAGCGAAAUGACACCAUUAAAGCUCCAGCACUGAUAUUUGCAUAUUAUGUCUUGGUAGCUUGUUUGGAGGAGUUGCGCAGAGAGGAUGAAGCACUACAGUUUAUGAACUCUUACAAAACGGCUUGUGGCGAUCCUCGUAAAGAAGUUGGCGAAGAUGAUUCACUGGUGCUAUAUAAUUACUCUUGUUUACUGCUCAAGUUACCUGGAGUUUGACAUUGAUUUAAGAGAGUUAUAAACAUCACUGACAGUGACACUGCGAGUAUGCAAUUUAUUGCAUUUUUCAGCUGAGUGGCAAUCACAAGUAGUUUUUAGGAUCACAUUUCCAACCAAUCACAUGAAAAACUGAAUUCUUUCCCAACUAGUGUGUACUCACCUAUUUCAGCCUUACCCCCACCCCUCAGGAAGUUUGCUUGGUUAAGCUUUGGAAUCUCUUUGCCUUGAUGCAAUAUUUUUUUUCUGUUCUGACUGGCCAUUAUAAUUUCUUUUGUUUUGGCUUUUAACAUCACUCCCUUUAAUUGGAAAGUGUACCAUUGUUUAUGGCAGGCGAGGUGUAACCCUUUAAUCCCUAAGAAUGACAAGCAUCUAAUUUCUCCACAUCUGAUACCACCCCUGGAUCAAACAUUAAGAUCACCCAAAUCAUAGGAAAUGAUCAUCACCUGAAUCUCAUGAUAGCUAAACAAACUCUCCUUGUCAGCACCCUAGAAAACAGAUGGAGAACAGUAUGGAGAAUUUGCAUACUGAUUUUAAGUGUAAAAAGAUAUAACCCUGCAAUAGAUUAGCAUCCCACCCAAUAGGGUCAGAGACAAGUUGGGGGAAAAUCUUAGUUGCUCUUUGCCAAUAACAUCUGGAUAAGCUCUGGCUGGAACAGCCCUAUGACUUAUGCACUGAUGUUACCUUUCAUAUGAUUUCUAUUUUUCAGCCAGGUUUUUUUUCUGAGAGCAGUGAUAACUGUGUAUAAACUCAAUAUUUUCAAUUGUUUACAAAUGUGGACUCAUUUCAGCCCCACGUUUUGGCAUACAAAAUCAAAGCAGCUGAAUUCCAAGGAAGAUGUAGGAACAGUAGAUUAAUGGGCAAAUCUAAUGGGCCCAAUUACUGUU
This is a messenger RNA of Stylophora pistillata, 3129 nucleotides long. RefSeq lists its product as uncharacterized. The record is from RefSeq and is a predicted model, not a curated record. Lineage: Eukaryota; Metazoa; Cnidaria; Anthozoa; Scleractinia; Pocilloporidae. Gene Ontology annotation, molecular function: protein binding.